AUGUCAGAAGCAGCACGUCUCGGUCUAAUUGCAGGUCAGCUGGAAGGCUCUCAGAAAAGCGCAUCAUCCAAAGGAAGCGCCAUGGCUCCGACGAAGCCUUUCGAAAUUGCCAUCGUUGGCGGGGGUAUCGCAGGUCUGACGUUGGCGAUAGCUCUGUAUCACCGACAGGUUCCCGUCACGGUCUACGAGCAGGCGCCGCAGUUUGGCGAAAUCGGCGCAGGCGUCUCAUUCAGCCCGAACGCCGUCCAGGCCAUGAAGAUCUGUCACCAAGGGGUGCACGACGCCUUCGAGAAGGUGUGCACGAAGAACGUCUGGGAGUCGAAGCAGAAAGUCUGGUUUGAUUAUCUCAACGGUAUGUCGGAUUCUCGCGAGAUCGCAUUCACCAUCUCCAACAGCCUCGGCCAAAAUGGUGUCCAUCGGGCGCGGUUCCUGGACGAAAUCGUCAAGCUGGUCCCCAAAGAGAUCGCAAGGUUCGGCAAGAAGUUGAAGGACAUCAAGGAAGGCCCCAACGGCAAGCUGGUGAUGUCCUUCGAAGAUGGCACGACAGCAGAGGCGGAUGCCGUUGUCGGCUGUGAUGGAAUCAAGUCUCGCGUGAGGCAGGUCAUCGUGGGGCCCGACCAUCCGUCGGCACAUCCAGUGUACACACACAAGUACGCAUACAGGGGUCUGGUGCCCAUGGACAAGGCCAUUGGAGCUAUCGGUGAGGAAUUGGCCUUGAAUUCAUGCAUGCAUAUGGGACCCGAUGGCCACGUCUUGACCUUCCCUGUCGACCAUGGCAAGACCCUCAACAUGGUCGCAUUUCGCACGACCACCGACGACUGGCCGGAUUUCCAACGCCUCACGAGGCCGGCGAAAAGGGAAGACGCGUUACGCGACUUUGCAGCAUAUGGGACAAACGUCAAGCAGUUGCUGGCCCUGACGAAGCCGAAUCUGGACGUUUGGGCCAUCUUCGACUUGGGCGACCAUCCUGUUCCGACCUUCUACAAAGGCCGAAUCAGCAUCUCCGGCGACGCAGCACAUGCCACCUCCCCUCAUCAUGGCGCCGGUGCCGGGCUCUGCAUCGAGGACAGCGCCAUAUUGGCCGAACUGCUGGCCGAUGAACGCGUCCAGACACCCAAGGAUAUCGAAGCCGUCUUUGCAACCUACAAUGCGGAGCGGAAGGAACGGGGCCAGUGGCUGGUCCAGUCUAGCCGGUGGGUCGGCGACUGCUAUGAGUGGCGUGCACCGGGCAUCGGGAGGGACUUUGCCAAAAUUGAACAUGAGAUCAACACCAGAAAUGCCAUCAUUGCCAACGUGGAUCUCGAGGAGAUGUGUGUCCAGGCAAAGCAGGCGUUGAGCAAGAGGUUGUAA
This is a messenger RNA of Capronia coronata CBS 617.96, 1350 nucleotides long. RefSeq names its product salicylate hydroxylase. Gene Ontology annotation, biological process: secondary metabolite biosynthetic process. Gene Ontology annotation, molecular function: FAD binding. The transcript is spliced from 3 exons. Lineage: Eukaryota; Fungi; Ascomycota; Eurotiomycetes; Chaetothyriales; Herpotrichiellaceae. The coding region runs from base 1 to 1350 and encodes 449 amino acids. The record is from RefSeq and is a predicted model, not a curated record.